AUGGCGGCCGCCCCCGCGAAGCCCCCAGGCCCGCGCGACGGCGGAUGGCUCUCGCGCCCCGUCCUCCUCGCCGUCGAACGCGUCGCCAGAGGACGCGCGCACCGCGUCCCGCUCGUCGCCGCGGGCGCGACGCUCGUCUUCGUCGCGGCCGUCAUGAGCACCAUGAUGAUCGGACGCGGCGAGGACGCGCCCGAGGAGGCGUGUCUGGGGACGAACGACGACGAGGAUUACUGCGACGACCGCGGCGACGCCGCGCCGGUCGUGAGCUACAGCGGCGUCCUGUGGCCCGAGCGCGCGGUGUUCAUCGCGCUCGGGACCCCGUGCGGGGUCCUGUGGUUCGUCACGAUACUCCUAUCGCACGCGUCGCUGCUUCGACUCGCGGACGCGGCGUGGGCGAGGCGACGAGGAGGACGAGAGACGACGACGACGACGUCGGGGGCGUUUGACGGUCGAGCGACGAACGACGAUCAUCGUCCCUCCUCCUCCUCCUCCUCCCCGUCGGCGGCGAACGCCGCGCCGACGCCGACGCCGACGCCGACGCACCGACCGAGCAUCCCCGCGCUGCGCAAGAUGGAGCCUCUCGCGCUCGUCGCGGGGCCGUGCUUCCUCCUCGUCGUGUGGGUGUCGCUUGGGGAUCCGUGGCCGGGGUAUUUCGUUCACGGCGCCGCCGCGUUCGUCUUCUUCAUCUGCGGGAUGGUGCGACGACCGACCCAGCCUCACGUCGUCCCGUUUGUUUCGCGAGUAGGACGCUCUUCGACCCCGCCCGUCGUCGGCGCUCUCGACCCCGCGCUUCGCUUUCGACGCCCGCCGUAG
This is a messenger RNA of Micromonas pusilla CCMP1545, 813 nucleotides long. RefSeq lists its product as uncharacterized. Lineage: Eukaryota; Viridiplantae; Chlorophyta; Mamiellophyceae; Mamiellales; Mamiellaceae. The transcript has a single exon. The record is from RefSeq and is a predicted model, not a curated record. The coding region runs from base 1 to 813 and encodes 270 amino acids.